AUGCGAACGACCAUGCCUCCUGACGAAGACGGAGGAGAUUCGAGUGAUGUGGACAGGAAGAAGGAUAAUCCUGGACUCAGUUCUGCGAAGACAUCCAAAAGACUUAAUCAGAUUGACUGUGUUCGAGCCAAUGGGGUUGGCGAUCAUAUAGCACUACCCCAGCUGGCAGUGUGUGGUGAUCAGUCGGCGGGGAAAAGCUCUGUUCUUGAAGGUAUCACCGGAUACCCUUUCCCCCGAAAAGAUGGCCUCUGUACACAGUUCCCUACCGAGAUAGUACUGCGCCAUGACACCCAAGCCAGUAUGAUGACGGCAAGUCUUCUGCCGAGCCAAUCACGUUCUCCCGAGGAGAAAAAAAAGUUCUCGGGGUUUCAACGCGAGUUUCAAGAUUUCAACGAAUUACCGGCAAUAAUCCGCGAAGCUUCAAUUUACAUGGGAGUUCGAGGAUUCAGCGAAUUUGCCGAUGCACCUGCUUUUGCCGCAGAUGUUCUUCGACUUGAACUGGUCGGCAAUACCGGGCUUCACUUGACUCUAGUUGAUCUGCCGGGAUUGAUAUCGGUCUCGGAGGACGAAGAAGACGUUGAGAUUGUGCAGGGGCUGGUUGAUUCGUAUCUAGAAAGUUCUCGCACGAUUAUACUUGCUGUUAUCCCGGCUAGUAGCGAUGCAGAGACUCAACGCAUUAUUCAAAGAGCGCGUCAUUUUGACAAAGAGGGCGUGAGGACUGUCGGAAUCAUCACGAAGCCCGACCUCAUCAACAAUAACACUGAAGAAAGAGUGGCUCGUUUGGCAAAGAAUCUCGACCGCACCAAGCUGAAUCUUGGCUUUUUUCUCGUCAAAAACCCUUCCCCCGAUGAACUAGCGCACGGAAUGAGUUUUCAGCAGCGCCAUCGAGCGGAAAUGGAGUUCUUUUCUAAUCAACGCUGGAAGGCCCAGGGAAUUGAUCCUGCCCGAAUCGGGAUGAUCAACUUACGUUCGUUUCUGGAAGAUUUGCUGGAUAGCCAUAUCGAACGAGAAUUGCCGAAGGUUCUGCAGGAGGCCCGACGUUUACUACGUCGAGUAGAUAAUGAACUUAUCGAUCUUGGAAUUGAAAGAUCAAACGCCGCGCAAAUUCGUGUGUUUCUCACACAGGUCAGCACUGAAUUCUCUGGCAUUGUCAAGAAUGGCCUGGAGGGCAACUAUGAUAGCUGGGACGGCGAUUUUUUUGCACUCGGUCCAGAAAGUUGCCGUCUACGCGCUGCCAUUCACAGGGAAAACGAGCAUUUUGCCAACUACAUGAGGAACCACGGCCAAAGGAGGAAAGUUGUCUCUGGGGAUAGCGAUGAUGACUUGGGAGAGGAAAGCGAAAACGGAGACAACGAAGAAAAUGAGGAAGACCAAAAUGAAGAGCAAUUGGUUACAGAAAAGGAAAUGUUUGUAUGGAUUAAAGAGAUGUAUCGCCAAACCAGAGGUCGGGAAUUACCAGGGAAUUACAACCAUUCUCUCCUUCAACGUUUGUUUCACAUCCAAUCAGGUCGCUGGAAGCAAAUCUCUCAAGCCCACAUUGGUUCUGUCGUGAGCUUAGUGACUCAGUUCGUUCGCCGGGCUUUGAAAUUUGUAGUAACAGAUGCUGGAGUCCACGACAAAUUGCAGAAGCACAUUAUGGCUACAUUUGAUGGGAAUACCGACGAUGCUCACGAAGAACUGGUCAAGCUUAUCCAAGAUGAACGUGGUCACCCGAUUACCUACAAUCACUACUAUACCGACAAUAUUCAGAAAGCACGGCAUGACGAAGCAAAGGACAGCAUUCGAACCUCCGUCAAAAAAGCGGCGGAGUCAGAUUGGGGUGGCAAUGUUCACUUCAGCAAUACUCCCUAUGAGAUGAAUCGAAUGAUUCUAGCUCUGCAGAAGCGUGUGGAGGUGAAUAUGGUUGACAGAGCUUGUUCUGAGGCAUUGACCGAUCUGAACGCAUAUUACAAGGUUUCCAUGAAAACAUUCGUUGAUAAUGUGUGCCGACAAGUGAUUGAGAGGCAUAUUCUAGCCAAACUGGGAGCAGCAUUUAGCCCAACAGUUGUGAGUAAGUUUUCAGACGAAGAUCUAAUACGCCUUGCUAGCGAGUCUCAGACAACUAGCCGCCAGCGACUUGAGACGAUACAUUUGAAGCAGAAACUGGAGGCAAGUCUGCGAGAAUUGUCCACUUAA
Molecule: messenger RNA, 2175 nt
Organism: Penicillium angulare
Lineage: Eukaryota; Fungi; Ascomycota; Eurotiomycetes; Eurotiales; Aspergillaceae
Product: putative dynamin GTPase
Exons: 3
Coding region: 1-2175 (724 amino acids)
Cellular component (GO): cytoplasm; microtubule; membrane
Molecular function (GO): GTPase activity; GTP binding; microtubule binding
Source: RefSeq, a predicted model, not a curated record